Molecule: messenger RNA, 1744 nt
Organism: Brassica napus (rape)
Lineage: Eukaryota; Viridiplantae; Streptophyta; Magnoliopsida; Brassicales; Brassicaceae
Exons: 1
Coding region: 331-1734 (467 amino acids)
Source: RefSeq, a predicted model, not a curated record
UAAUUUUAAUAAAGUUGUAAGUCGUGACAUGCAAAAGAACAUGGCCAAUAUCCCAAAUCAAAACGAAUAUUAAUUUCUUAGGCGAUAUUUGAAAUAAUGUAACAUAUUUGGUACUUAACGGGUUUGUUUAUAUUGAUCAGAAUCACUGAAUUCAAAUUAUCAGUUGGUUAGAUAAGUGACCACUGGAAGCGGAUACAGAGUUUCCUAAAAUAGCUCUGAGGGUGAUUCUGUAGGAGAUUUUAGGGUUUUGAGAUUUUUCAAGGUGUGACGGUCAUAAGGCUCGCUCUAUGGCGGCGCCGGUACCGGAGGGCUCACCUCUGAAGGUCGCAGAUGAGGCUACAAGUCAGGCUUAUGCAGUUUGGUAAAAAGUCAUUUGUAAAAGCGGUUCAACAGAAACAUGUUCUGAUGAGGCACGACGUUAAAGUUGAAGAUGUAGACGGUACUCAGACGGUAGAGAUACCUGAUGAUCUUCUCGUCAAUACAGUCCCCGGGGAGGAUUUUCUUGAAGGAACGUUCCUGGAUCCUGCUCCUCACGUGGCUAAGAUCCAUAUUCUUGUUAACAAGAUAUGGCCUCUAGGAAAUAAAAAUGUUAAGAUCGAUGUGUAUGCCGUGAACGAAAGAACGGUGAAGUUCAGGAUCUGUGAUCAACAAACUAGGAUCCGUGUCCUGCGGCGUGGAGUGUGGAAUAUUGCGAACAUCCCGAUGAUACUCUCUAAAUGGGUUCCACUGACAGAAAAAGAGAAUGAAGAAACUGAGGUGAAGAUUGUACCCAUGUGGGUUACAAUGAAAAACGUUCCAUAUAGCAUGUACUCUUGGAAGGGACUUGGCUUUAUUGCCAGCUCUAUCGGGAAACCGGUGAGAUUGCAUCCAGAAACAGAGUUAUGUUCAAACUUCGAGGAGGCCAAGGUGUUUGUGAAUGCGAACAUGACAAACCCCCUGCCGUCUGGUUAUCGGUUCUGUUCCAAGUCUGGGAUUAAUGCUGAUGUUAAGUUCACCUAUCCUUGGACUCCUAUUAAGUGCUCUCUUUGCACGAAAUGGGGACAUAAGGACAAAGAAUGCAGCAAAAAAGUAAUGAAUGAAACAGAGGAAGAAACUGAAGAGGGUAAGGAAUCUGAUACCCAUUUACAAAACAUGGGAGAGGAAGGGGAACCUCAAGGGGAGAAAACAGUUGAGAUAUUGCGCCGUCCUAAGGUUGUGGAGGAGGUAGAGACAGUUUCUGAGGCUGUCACGGGGAGAGAAGUUGAAAAACAAAUAGAGAAAUCAGUGGAAGAUGAGGAACCUACAGUGGGAAAAAGUGGAAGCUGUGAACUGCAAGGUGGUUUACGUGACCAAGCAAACUCUGAGGUUGAAGUAAGCAUGGAGACAGAGAAGGACUGGUCGAGUGUUUCGCUGGGCAAAGUUGGAAGAUCAGUAGAGAAGCAUGAUGCUCAAACAGUAAUCUCUCCAUCCCGGUUUCAACUAUUAGUAGAAGCAGAUGAUGAUGAUGAGCAAAGCACAACUCAGGAAUCAGUGGUGAAAGUUGAUAAUUUAUCUAGAGGUAACCUAGUGGAUGAUGCAGAGGAGGGAGAAAUUCUGCAACACGAUGGUGAGAACCUGCAACCAAAAAAGGACGGGAAGGUUUCUAAGCCAGCCCGACCAGCGAGAGUAACACUUCGUGUAAGCUCUCAGUCUGCUGUGUCUAGGAAUAUCAAACCUAAUGGCACAAGCAGGAAACAUUCCUCCAAAAAACACUGAUAUGUCAUGC